UGUAGCUGCGGCUCUGAGAGAGGUAGAGGCAGAGUUUGAGCACACUGCAGAGGGAUUGCAGCUAUGGGGAACGCGCAGGAGAAACCUCCGGGCGGCGGAGGAGGGGCAGCGAGCGCGGAUCAGGCCACAGCAGGGAGUGGGACACGAAGCGGGGGUGGGAGCAGCGGGGGAAAGCCUCACAUGGCUCCAGAGAAGGGGGCGGUCAAUGGCACUCAGAGAGAAAACAGCCCUGCUGGUGGGCAAGAGAAGAAGGAGGACAGCCCUGCAGUGGACACAAGUUACCUGGAUGCUCCCGCCGGGGCCCUGCCUCCUCACCUGGCCCGGCUCAAGAAUGAAGGGAACCAUCUCUUCAAACACGGACAGUUUGGAGACGCCUUGGAGAAGUACACCCAGGCCAUUGAAGGAUGUGCUGAAGCAGGCAUUGAUAGUCCAGAGGACCUGUGUAUUCUCUACUCCAACAGAGCAGCCUGUUACCUGAAGGAGGGAAACAGCACAGACUGCAUACAGGACUGCAACAAGGCUUUGGAGCUGCAGCCCUAUUCCUUGAAGCCUCUGUUGCGUCGAGCCAUGGCCUAUGAGUCACUGGAGCGCUACAGAAAGGCCUACGUGGAUUAUAAGACCGUCCUGCAGUUAGACACAGGGAUACAGGCGGCUCACGACAGCAUCCACAGGCUCACAAAGAUGCUGAUUGAGCAGGAUGGACCCGAGUGGAGACAGAAGCUUCCAGAGAUUCCCGUCGUCCCCCUGUCUGUGCAGUUGCAACACCGAGAGAAACCAAUCAGCAUUGAGCAGGCCCAGGCCAGGGCCGCCAGAGCAGCCCAGGAGGAAGCCAGAAGAAAAGAAGCCCACUUCACUUUGCUUAAACAGGAAGGCAACAGUCUGGUCAAGAAAGGCCACUUCCAGGAGGCCCUGGAGAAGUACAGUGAAUGUCUCGCCAUAAAACCUGACGAAUGUGCGCUCCACACAAACAGAGCCAUCUGUCUCCUGAAACUGAAUCGGUUCGAAGAGGCCCGGCAGGACUGCGAUUCGGCGCUGCAGCUGGAGCCGAACAACAAGAAAGCCUUCUACAGACGAGCCCUGGCUUUUAAAGGUUUACAGGACUACCUUUCAGCUAGCAGUGACCUCCAGGAAGUCCUCCGACUGGACCCAAACGUCCGGGAGGCGGAGCAGGAGCUCGAGGUGGUGACGGGCUUGCUGAGACAGAGCCUGAUGGACAACACCGUGCACACACCAAGGGUUUGAUGUCUCCUGCUGGUUCACAUGUGGAGACAGGUGUGGACACUUACCAUACUGCUGCAGGACUUUUAAAGCAAUCGGCUACAGCAAGUAAGCAGCGUAGAAAUGCAAAUGACUAUUUUUGAACUCCUGGGACGAGAACCGUGGACGACCAGCUUUUCAGCUCUGCUUCAUCUGCAAUGUGUGCGAACCACACGUAACUCCUGAGUACACAAGCUUACAUAACGGUAAGCUUUAUUUAAAGAGGCUAAUGUCAAGGUACUUGUGACCCGCUCGCACUAUAAAUCAUUCACGUUAUGAUGUAAUGUCCAGUUUCAUGUAACAGGCUCCAGAGCACUCUUACUUGUUAAAGAGUGUUGAGAGGGGGGAAAGAGAGUGCGUAUCAAGCGUGCCUUACUGAGAUUUUUACCACAGUUAGGAUGAAAUGCGCCAAGAUUAAAUGUUUAAUUUUGAUUGCGUUUUUUUAAAUCUGCUUUGAAAGGAAUGGAUCAGUGCAGUGCAGGCAGUGUGUGUUUGUGUGUUGCACAGCAAGAUAUGAAAGCUUCAGCUAUUUUAUUCCAAAGCGUUUGUUAUUGUUUACAUGUAGUGUGAUAAGAGCUGCUAUUAAUUUAAACAAGAAGCCAACAACAUCACAUAAACUAUCAUCACUAUUAGUGUUGGGAAGUGCCCUAAAAGGCACUAACGUGAAUUUAAGCUUCACCGGUUAGAUUAGCUAAAAAAAAAAAGUCUGAGGUCAGCACUUUAGAGUGGACCCAUGAUGCUUUCUUUAUUUCAUGCCUGAUAAAUGCUGCUGGAAUUUCAUAUUACCACUGUUUCAAAAAAUUACAUCAUCUUUUAUAAAGUAAUCAUUGUGUUGUGUUUAACACUAGCGCUGAGCUGAUGUCAGCUCGGAAUACCCUUCCUUAUAUGGUCAAUCAGCUCUAGCUAUGCCUGAAUAAGGAGGCGGAGCUAACAAGCACUGGGUUCUGUUUAGAAGCAAGUCGAAGGGCAGCCAAUCAGAAUUUGGGCUUAUAGUGAGGGGGAGGGGG
Pundamilia nyererei is the source of this 2264-nucleotide messenger RNA. It is a transcript of the gene spag1a, whose product is annotated as sperm associated antigen 1a. Lineage: Eukaryota; Metazoa; Chordata; Actinopteri; Cichliformes; Cichlidae. Gene Ontology annotation, molecular function: protein binding. The coding region runs from base 64 to 1242 and encodes 392 amino acids. Gene Ontology annotation, cellular component: cytosol. The record is from RefSeq and is a predicted model, not a curated record. The transcript is spliced from 8 exons.